Messenger RNA from Saccharomyces paradoxus, 381 nucleotides. It is a transcript of the gene ICY1, whose product is annotated as Icy1p. The record is from RefSeq and is a predicted model, not a curated record. The coding region runs from base 1 to 381 and encodes 126 amino acids. NCBI's taxonomy places the organism in Eukaryota, Fungi, Ascomycota, Saccharomycetes, Saccharomycetales, Saccharomycetaceae. The transcript has a single exon.
AUGUCUUCAAACUAUACCACUCCUUUAGACGAUGAGGUUUUUCCCUUAUCUUUUGCCAACUAUCAGUAUACCGAACAUGUGACACUUGGUGAGGACUAUUCACUCAAUUCUUCGGAAGAUGCUAAAUAUAAUCUAAGUGGUACUUCCGUGGUACCGAGAGACGCCGGAAAGUUCGAUUUGAACAUGUCUUCUACUCUAGACGAGACUGUGUUCUCGUUAGAUAAUGCUCAAGAGAAUAUCUACAAACACCAAGCAAUGAAUAACGUCCAAGAUUGUCGCAUGGCUGUCUCGGCCAAAACCGCCCAAUCAUGUGAUAAAUUAACCGAUCUUUACGCCAAUGCCGCCCAACAAAACUACAGAUUGUGGCUAUCUUCCUUUUAG